UCACUUAUCGGGAAUAUCAAUUUCAUUUUUUUCAUUACUGAUUUUAGAUAAUUGAGAUUAAUUAUUACUAUUUCGAGUUUCGACUACUUUCCCAUUCGCCGCUCACUGAGACAGUGAGACUGUUUCCUGUGGUGCCUGACCCGUUGGGCUCGGGCGCCUACGGUACUUGGUGCACCAGUGCGGUCUAAACUCUAGUUGUCGACAAAUAUUGUGAUACAGUCAUACAGACCACAGACAUUAUCGAGAAAAGGACUGCGACAGACCGCAGGAACGGCACAUUUGUAGUUCACUCUUUACUAUUGUUGUUGUUUUGUUUAUUAUUAUCAUCAUCAUCUUUUAUUACCGUUUUUAUCAUUGGCCGUUGUUGAUUAUUUAUUUCAUAGCUUAUCGUACAUCGCGUAUUUACAUCUCGUUGACGGCAAGUACCUACCUAAAUCAACUGUAGUUGUACUACUUGUACACUUGUAUAGUAAAAAGUCUAGUUUCAUUUUGUACUGAGCGAUUUAUUGUAGCAAACCGUUCUCAAAAUCGUCAGUCGCGAUUAAAUUUCCAAACACUCAUUUCGUAUUAACAGGGUGUAAGGAAAAGAAUAAAGGUACGAAGCGAUUGUUGUUCGAAGUCGGUAUAUGUGUAUUGCAUUUAUUUGUCUCCUUGAACAAAACCAGUAGUGUGUCGACGGAAUCCAUUGGCUCACUGAUAGCACUAUGUACUGGACCGUUCACAUGUAUGGUGGCCCUCGACGGGUCAACCACGCUGCUGUUGCAAUUGGCACAAGCAUUUUCACUUUUGGCGGUUACUGCAGUGGUGUAGACUAUAAAAGCUUUAAACCAAUUGACAUACACGUACUAGACACUGAGAAAUUGAAAUGGUGGAAACUGGAGCUAAGUGAUGAUCAAGACUACACAUGUGUUCCAUUUCAAAGAUAUGGCCACACAGCCGUUGCCCUUGAAUCUAAUAUUUACCUGUGGGGUGGACGUAAUGACAAUGAAGUUUGCAACACUCUGUACUGUUUCAACACAAACACUUUAAAAUGGACAAAACCAACUGUAUAUGGAAGUAUACCAGUGCCGAGAGAUGGCCAUUCCGCUUGUAUCAUUCAAAACUGCAUGUAUAUAUUUGGUGGAUUUCAAGAACACCCAAGUCUAUUUGCUUCAGAUUUAUAUAUGUUGAACUUUAAUUCCAUGGUAUGGAGUAUAGUCAAAACAAAGGGACAUCCUCCGUCAUAUAGAGAUUUUCAUACUGCAACCGCUAUUGAUAAUAAAAUGUAUAUAUUUGGUGGCCGUGGUGAUUGGCAUGCACCAAGACAAACUGAAAAAGAUAAAUAUUGUUCCAAUAUUUAUUAUUUAGAUACUUCUACAAGAAAGUGGAUACGUCCUAAAAUUCAUGGCACUAAACCUAUAGCACGGCGCAGCCAUUCUGCAUUUGUGUAUAAUGGCUGUUUAUACAUCUUUGGUGGCUUUAACAAAAACAAGGACUUACAUUUUCAUGACAUAAAUCGAUAUGAUCCAGUUAGUUCUACUUGGAUGAAAAUAUUACCAAAGGGCACACCUCCAUGCGCUAGAAGAAGACAGAUUUGUCAAGUAGUCAAUGACAGGGUAUUUAUAUCUGGUGGUACUAGUCCGCUUUUUCCCAGACCAGCAAUACCUGCAAGACUACGGGAAUACGAUCUGGGUGAUAUAAUGUAUAAUGUGGAUCUCAAGGAUCAUGAUGACCUUCAUGUUUUAGAUCUGAAGCCUAGUCUAAAAAAUAUAUGUAUGGUGAAUGUGUGGGAGAAUAUGGAAGAAAUGAAAAUUGAUAAUAUAGAUGAUUUAAGCAUUCCGUCAUCAUUAAAACGUGAUCUGGCUGUCUAUGAUCCUUUUGAAAUAAUGGAUACAGAGAGCAACAUGAUGCAGUCAUAUGAAGAAAAUUUUCCCAUUCUUUCAUAGUAACUAUUCAAUAAACAACCAAAAUAGACCAAAAAUGCACUACACACAGUAUUUUUUAAAUAUAAAAACCAACCUUUAAUAAUAUUAAAUUAUUGUUAAAAUAAGAAACAAAGUGCUUAGUUUUUCAUUUAACGAAAUACGUAUUUCUUAGACCAUGUCAUGUUUCAAUUUAUAUAAAAUAAUAUUUUGUAUUGUUAUUUGUUAUAGAUAAUAUGUUAUUUAAGAUUUAGAUACUAUUAUACUAAUAUAAUAUAAUUAUUUAUUACAUUGUUUAA
Messenger RNA from Aphis gossypii (cotton aphid), 2200 nucleotides. RefSeq names its product kelch domain-containing protein 3. Bases 705 to 1925 code for a protein of 406 amino acids. The record is from RefSeq and is a predicted model, not a curated record. Gene Ontology annotation, cellular component: cytoplasm. Gene Ontology annotation, molecular function: chromatin binding; protein binding. NCBI's taxonomy places the organism in Eukaryota, Metazoa, Arthropoda, Insecta, Hemiptera, Aphididae. The transcript has 8 exons.